GUAACUCCGUGUGUACCUUUAGUCUGUACCGUGUAAUGUCAGAAUGUCACACACUAAUGUCAGGUUAUUAGUACAGUUAAAAGUUAACCAUUUAAUUAAAUUUAUCAACAAAAGCACUUAAAUUUCUCAGCCAGUUAAUUACACCUAUAAAGUAACCUGAUCGAGAUAACAAGUUAAUGACUUUAAUAAUAUCAUGCUGACUAAUAUUAACAAUUGUCUUAUUGUUUUACUUUCAAUUAUUGCCUCCAAUAGAGUAAUACUUAUUUAUAACCUCAUACAAAAGUAAUUUUAUAAUAUUUGGUUAUUUAUUUACUUUUGUUUAUUACCACAUCUGUGAUCCUAUAAUAAUUAUCAGUGUAUAUAUUUUUCAUAAAGAAAAUGGUUAAAAAUGGUCAGCAUGAAACAGAUAAAUCAAGCGGGGAUUACGAUCAUGAAGAUCACGGAAUGUCCCAUGAUUCGGAAUACGAUGAUGAUCUCGGAGUACCAGACUCCCUGGAGAUAACGGUCGCAGAUAACGAACGUCAAUCAACUGAUGAUAAUAAAAUUAGAAAUAACGAUAAUGAUGAUGGUGCUGAUGAUGAGAGUAACGAAAGAAAUAAAGAAGGAAUAGGACAAGUAAAUGUACUGCCGUUCAAUGCAAUUCAUGCACCGGCGGUUAAAUUCAAAUCGCAGAAACAUAACGUAUUUAUACCGGGGGAAGACAUACACGUGAGGAUAAUCGAUAAUGAACGGAGCGUAACCACGCAUUUAUUGAAUCCGAAUUUGUAUACUAUUGAGUUUCGACAUGGACCAUUUGUCUGGACUGUCAAAAAACGUUACAAGCAUAUUCAAAAUUUGCACAAUCAACUGAAAAUAUUUCGCGCCAGUUUGACUAUUCCGUUUCCUACGAAAAGCCACAGGAGCAGAAGGAAUAGUUUGAAGAAUAUGGAUGACAGUAAACUUAAAAAUAAACCCAGAGGUGCAUUACCGAGAUUCCCCAACAAACCGGACGGUCUUGUGCCUUACGAGUGUCUUGAGCACCGAAUGAAAGUACUCGAAGACUACCUGAGUAAUUUGUUGAAAAUAGAAAUUUAUAAACGUCAUCCAGAGACGAUAAGUUUUAUGGAAUUAUCGCAUCUUUCGUUUAUUGGUGAUCUGGGCGAUAAGGGCAAAGAGUCAAUAAUAUUAAAACGUACGGGUUCGGGUUCAAAAGCCGGUUGUAAUUUUUGUGGUCUUUUAAAAAGUAUAAGUUGUAUUCACUGCAGUCAUUUUUGUACAUCACUCUGCGGUAAAUGGCAUUCACGUCAUUUUGUUGUUAAAGAUACAUUUAUCGCUUACAUAAGACCUAAAGACGGUAGAAUACACUCUGUAAUUUUGAUGGAUAAUUGUUUUGAAGUUAGUUCUGGAUUGUAUGCCACUGGCUCACGAAAUGGUUUGCAAAUUAUUAACUCGAGUCGGCAUAUUGUUAUUGAGUGUUGGACAAGGAGAAAAGCCAAAGAGUGGCUGGAGUUUAUUCAAAAUGUUGCUAAUAAUCAGGGGAAAUGUUUUAUUCAGCAAAAUCCUCACCGAUCUUUCGCACCGUACCGUUCACCAACACCAGCCGCCUGGUUUAUCGACGGUUCCAGUUACAUGUCAGCGGUUGCGGACGCGUUAGAAAGUGCAAGUGAAGAAAUUUUUAUCGCUGACUGGUGGAUAUCACCGGAAAUAUAUAUGAAGAGACCGAUGAUUGACGGCGAUUAUUGGCGAUUAGAUAAAAUUUUACAGCGUAAAGCCAUGGCUGGUAUUAAAAUAUUUGUGAUGAUUUACAAAGAAGUUGAAUUAGCCUUGGGAAUAAAUAGUUAUUACAGUAAGCAACGUUUAGUUUCUUUGUGUCCAGAAAAUAUUAAAGUAUUUAGGCACCCAGACCAUGCGAGAGUUGGAGUAUUUUUGUGGGCUCAUCAUGAGAAAAUAGUUGUAGUGGACCAAAAGCUGGCAUUUAUUGGUGGGAUUGAUCUUUGCUACGGACGAUGGGAUACUAAUGAGCACAGAUUAACGGACCUGGGUUCAGUUCACCAGUCGAGUAUCUACAUACCCACCAAAGGGAGAGUGACAACCACCAGCAGCAAACGUACUGUUGAAAUUAGAGCUAAUAAGCAUGUGGUACUUCCUCUAGCAAUAGCUACCAAUACAAUAGCAAUGGCCAUUAGCGGAUUUCUUCCGAUAAUUCCAAGACCCAGUAAAACUCUUUCAUCGCCACGAACCCCUCAGAGUACUGCAGCUAUCAAUCCGGGAUUUUUAUCUCCGCCAGAUGAUUCAAAUACUGAGAGAUUCAAAUGCAAUACACCCGACCCACAGAAAAAAAAUAUACUGGACAUGGCCAAGACGACAGUGGAUCGAGUCAAGCAGAAUGUUAAAAUAAAACGUCAGGAAUUAAUUAAUAUGGUUUAUAAUCCACAUGAAUUAGAUGAUAGCAGUGAUGAUGAUGGUGGUGAUCAGGUCGACAGGGCGGUGAUUCACGAACCCGUUGACUUGGAGGGAGUUUUGAAAAAUAAUGCGGACAUACUAUCGGGUCUUCCGGGUGCAGCUAAACUGUGGCUCGGUAAAGACUACACUAAUUUUAUUGUCAAAGACUUUGAUAAUCUCGAAAGCCCGUAUCAAGAUCUCGUUGACAGGAGCACGACUCCGCGGAUGCCUUGGCAUGAUAUAGGAGUUAUGGUUCAAGGCGCGUCUGCGCGGGAUAUCGCUCGACACUUUAUUCAACGUUGGAAUGCCAUUAAAUUAGAAAAAGCUAAAUUGAGUUCAACUUACCCAUUUCUACUGCCAAAAUCCUACAAAGACUGCUCCAGUAAUGCUCCUUUUAUUCCUGACAGCUCCAUACACAAUGUCAAGUGUCAAGUAUUGCGAUCCGUGAGCUCCUGGUCCGCUGGAUUCCUCGAGUCGGACACUGUGGAACAGAGUAUUCAUGAAGCCUACAUCGAAGCAAUAACGAAUUCCGAAAAAUUUAUUUACAUAGAAAAUCAAUUUUUCAUAACUCUCGCGACUAUGGAUAAACACGUGGUGAGAAAUAGGAUAGGCGAGACUUUACUAAAGAGAAUUUUACGUGCACACAGAGAGGGUGCGGUUUUUAGAGUAUUUGUGGUGAUGCCUCUACUGCCGGGAUUUGAAGGUGAAGUUGGCGGUCCAACUGGUACAGCUUUGCAUGCAAUAACUCACUGGAAUUAUGCCUCAAUAUCACGAGGAAAUGAUGCCAUAAUUAAUAGAUUAAUUGCAGCGGGUGUUGAUAAUCCCAGUGAGUACAUUACUUUUCAUGGGUUAAGAACACACUCAUUACUCAACGGUACGAUGGUAACAGAAUUAAUUUACGUACACAGUAAACUGAUGAUUGUUGAUGAUAAAACUGUAAUUUGUGGAUCAGCGAAUAUAAAUGAUCGUAGUAUGAUUGCGAGGAGAGACAGCGAAAUAGCUGUCAUCAUUCAUGAUUUGGAAUUCCAAGAGGGAAAAAUGAAUUCGGCGCCUUAUCCAUGCGGUAAAUUUUCAGGUUCACUGCGUAAGCAACUUUUCCGUGAACAUUUAGGAUUGCUCUGGUCAUCUGAAAAUAUAAAUGUCGAUGAUAUUAUCAAGGAAUCUUUUUACUGGGAAAUUUGGAAAAAAGUAAGCUCGGAAAAUACAGAAAUAUUCGAACAAGUAUUUCGCUGUAUUCCUUCUAAUGAAGUUACUGACUUUAAAACAUUGAAUUUUUAUCUACAACAAGUGCCUCUGAGUACUUCUGAUCAUAUGACAGCACAAGAAAUGUUGAUGAACGUACGUGGACAGUUAGUUGAUUUACCAUUAGAUUUUUUAAAAGACGAAACAUUAACUCCAGCUGCUGGUACAGUUGAAGGAAUAAUGCCUACGUCUUUGUGGACUUGAUUUAUAUUAAAUAUCGUUAUUUUUUUUUUUUUUUUUACUACAGUAUUAUGUAAAUUUUUUUAAAAAACUGAAACCAGCGGUUGCAUUUUUUUAAUAUACGACUGGUACGCAUAUUUUGCAUUGUUUUUUUUUUUUUAAUAAUCAAUGUCCUGUUAUUUUAUAUAAAACAUAUACAAUUGUACAAAGAUAUACAUAUUUAUAUGAAUUUAAAGCUACUGAUAAUUGCUUAGUAGUUAAAUUGUUAAAUAAAUGUAUUUAUUUUUGGAGAAA
This is a messenger RNA of Microplitis mediator, 4137 nucleotides long. RefSeq names its product phospholipase D1 (gene Pld). Gene Ontology annotation, biological process: cell motility; phosphatidic acid biosynthetic process; intracellular signal transduction. Gene Ontology annotation, molecular function: phosphatidylinositol binding; D-type glycerophospholipase activity. The transcript is spliced from 4 exons. NCBI's taxonomy places the organism in Eukaryota, Metazoa, Arthropoda, Insecta, Hymenoptera, Braconidae. Bases 379 to 3867 code for a protein of 1162 amino acids. The record is from RefSeq and is a predicted model, not a curated record.